This is a messenger RNA of Radiomyces spectabilis, 718 nucleotides long. Its product is annotated as NUDIX hydrolase domain-like protein. The transcript has 6 exons. The record is from RefSeq and is a predicted model, not a curated record. Bases 87 to 605 code for a protein of 172 amino acids. Lineage: Eukaryota; Fungi; Mucoromycota; Mucoromycetes; Mucorales; Radiomycetaceae. Gene Ontology annotation, molecular function: 8-oxo-7,8-dihydroguanosine triphosphate pyrophosphatase activity. Gene Ontology annotation, biological process: DNA protection.
AUUCAUUCUCAGCCGCUUUGCCUUGGUCAAAGCAGACACAACCUUAAUUUGAAAAUUUUUGAUAGCCUUUUGCUUUAUUAACUGUCAUGACCAUUCAAGGCAAGAAGUUCUACACACUUGUUUUCACAUUGGAUCAACCCAAUCAAAAGAUUCUCCUCGGCAUGAAGAAACGAGGAUUUGGAAUGAAUAAAUACAAUGGCUUUGGGGGCAAGUUGGAACCGGGCGAAACCAUUGAAGAAGCGGCGUAUCGUGAAUUACUGGAGGAAUCAUAUAUCAAGGCCAAAGAUAUGAAGCAUGUUGGGAUCAAUUUAUUCACUUUUGAAAAUAAUCCCAUUGCAAUGGAAGUCCAUGUAUUUGUGACCCUGAAUUAUGAAGGAACGCCCCUCGAAACUGAAGAGAUGAGACCCGAAUGGUUCUCAUAUGAUGCUAUCCCAUAUGAUCAGAUGUGGACCGAUGAUCGAUUCUGGCUUCCCAUCGCUUUGGACGGUAAAAUGUUUAUUGGAGAAUACUAUUUCGCAGAGGAUCAAAAGACCAUCUUGUCCGAGAAAUUGGAUAUUGUGCAUGAAUUACCACGGGAAUUCGAUCUUGACAAACGCACCUUUUAAAUCAACCACCUGUAUCGAUCCACCCCAACCCCAAUUGUCUUAUCAGAGAUAACGACCAAAUCAUUAAAUCAAUAGACGAGUUUUUUUUUUAUCCUUUUGGUUUUCUAGGCUAG